Molecule: messenger RNA, 586 nt
Organism: Antrostomus carolinensis (chuck-will's-widow)
Lineage: Eukaryota; Metazoa; Chordata; Aves; Caprimulgiformes; Caprimulgidae
Gene: CNPPD1
Product: cyclin Pas1/PHO80 domain containing 1
Exons: 6
Biological process (GO): regulation of cyclin-dependent protein serine/threonine kinase activity
Cellular component (GO): nucleus; cyclin-dependent protein kinase holoenzyme complex
Molecular function (GO): protein kinase binding; cyclin-dependent protein serine/threonine kinase regulator activity
Source: RefSeq, a predicted model, not a curated record
AUAUUGCCGUGGAGUUGCUGCAGAAAGUGGCUCCCAGCCCUAUCCGCAGGCUCCAGAAGAAAUACGUGUCUCAUGUAUCUCGGGAAGCCUGCAUCUCGCCCUGCUCCAUGAUGCUGGCACUGGUUUACAUUGAGAGACUCCGGCACCGGAACCCCGAAUACCUCCAGCAGAUCUCAUCUUCAGACCUCUUCCUGAUCUCCAUGAUGGUUGCUAGUAAGUACCUGUAUGAUGAAGGUGAGGAGGAGGAGGUGUUCAAUGACGAGUGGGGAGCAGCAGGGAAGGUGGACGUCCAGACCAUGAACACACUGGAGAUGAAUUUCCUGAGCGCCAUUGACUGGAGUCUCUACACAGACCCCCGGGAACUGUUUGAAGUGCUGAGCUGGCUGGAAGGACGUGUGGCAGAAAAGCAGGGCAUGUGGCGUGGCUGGUUCACCUACACGGAUCUGUGUGUCCUCAUGGAGCAGUCCACAUGGCAGCACGUGCUGGGCCAGUUCUACCAGCAAGUAGUGAAGCUGGCCUGUCUCCUGGGCGUGGUGUACCUGACCGGCUUCGCCGCUGUCUUUGCCUCCGUCACCGUGGUGCACCG